Molecule: messenger RNA, 1365 nt
Organism: Musa acuminata subsp. malaccensis (wild Malaysian banana)
Lineage: Eukaryota; Viridiplantae; Streptophyta; Magnoliopsida; Zingiberales; Musaceae
Source: RefSeq, a predicted model, not a curated record
AUGUCGAGUGAUCAACAGGCCCACUUCGACGAACCCCCAACCGUCAGGUCGCACCCGACCGACGCAACGGGAGAACAUCCCCUGCAGGAGGGGGUUCGAGACGAGCACCCCGCUGCGAUUUCGGAGCGCUACUGGCGAUUGUUCAACGACCCGGGUCUAUCGCCGCCCAUCGGUAAUCCCGGUGGCCCGUCACCCGUGCCACCCGAAGCCUUCUACGACCUCACACACCAGGUCCGGGCUCUUACGGGAGUGAUGCAGACCAUCAUCCCGCUGGUCUCUCAUCCGACGUCUUCACACUCUACCCUACCUCCACAACGACAACGAUCCGCCGCCCAGACCCACGCACCGCUUCCCGAGUCUCCCGCUUCACCUCCGGGCCAAUCGACCCAACUCGGGAGUCGAGGAGCGGAGGAUCCAGCGACGCACCCGACGCUCGUGGCCCCGCUUUCAGACUCGACGGAGGGCUUGUGGGCCCAGCUGCGCCUCGUAGGCCACCGACUGGAUGAGGUGCAGCGAGAGGUUCGCAGGACCAGGGGAGACCCGGGGGCCGAACAACACCAGGGGUCCCCUUUCACCCCCGAGGUUCAAGAGCAAGCGAUCCCGCCGCAUUUUCGGCUCCCUUCAUUGGACGCCUACGACGGCGCCACCGACCCAGCGGACCACGUAGCUGCUUUCCGCGCCCAGAUGGCGUUGUACGGGACGUCCGACGCCCUGAUGUGCAGGGCAUUCCCGACAACCCUGCGAGGCUCAGCUCGAGCGUGGUACAGCAAUCUGAAGACCGCGACCAUCGCCUCUUUCGACCAGUUGGCCAAAGACUUCGAGCUUAACUUCCUGGCUCACGCCAAACCAAAGCCGUCGGUGGCAAUGCUCCUCGGGCUCAACCAGAGGGAGGACGAGCCCCUUUCCCACUUUGUGAACCGCUUCACCACACAAAUUCGUGGGCUGUCUGAUGCUCACCCUUCUUUGAUGAUGCAGGCAUUCAUGAUGGGCCUGCGACCUACCAGAUUCUUCUGGUCUCUAGUGGAGCGACCCCCCACUUCGGUACCAGAAAUGUUGCAGCGUGCGAAUCAGUUCAUCGCUGCUGAAGCAUGGAUGGUCGGGAGGCGCGACGAGCGCAAGAGGGUUAAGCCAGAGCAGUCCCACCAACAACAGCCCGCUGCCUCCCGGCGUAGGGCUGACGGACUCAACGAUGCGGUACCUAGGUCCCCUCCCCCGGGCCUAAACUCCUCCCGGACCGAAAUAUUUCUUCAGAUCAAGGAGAAAGGCCUUCUCAAAGACCCUUACCCGAUGAGGAGCCCGCGCGAACUCGCGGACCGCUCUAAAUACUGCCGUUUUCACCGACAGCCCGGUCACGACACCGAGUAG